Trichobilharzia szidati is the source of this 4563-nucleotide messenger RNA. The record is from the annotation of a GenBank genome assembly. Lineage: Eukaryota; Metazoa; Platyhelminthes; Trematoda; Strigeidida; Schistosomatidae.
CUUAUCUUGCUAAUUACACGGUUUCUUUGGACAAAUUUCACCGAUUCUGAAGGACGUCAAAAGUGCACUUUUUCAAAAAUGACCUUGGGCUGAAUGGCUAAGCGUAUCCCGAACAAUCGUUGUGUACGGUCAUUGGAUGAUUCAGAGGAUUUAAUUAGUAGCACGAAUGAUGGAUCACAACCAAUAUCACAGAAUGUUCAGGAUCUGGCCAAUGAUAUCUAUAAAGAAUUCGAGUCUUUAAUUAAAUUGUAUGGAAACGGCUUCCUCCACAAUUUAAUGCCCUUGGUCAUCCGUGCACUAGAAAAUUUAGAUAGCUUGCAUUUAGAAAACUCUGAUCUGCAUCUUAAAUUACUUGUAUUGAGUGAUGACCACAAGUUGCUUUCCAGUGAGUAUGAAAAGGAGAAAAAAUUAAGGAAAGUUGCUGAAAAUAGACUCUUCCACCUAGAAGAUGACUUAGAAGAGGAACGCAAAAAUCAUGAGGAAAAGUGUUUAGCGUUUGAAAGCAAUAUUCGUCUGCUCGAAGGCAAAGUAAAGAAUUAUAAUGAACAAAUUUCACGAUAUGAAGAUCAUGAAUUGGAGAUGAAGAAAGACUAUCAAAGGUUACACGAUUUAUAUACAAAUCUCCUUCGUGCAUAUCUUGAAUACGUUGAACGUGUUAGGUCAAUGUUUCAUAAGUAUAAACUGGAUCAUCAGUGUCUUCCUCACGCUCCCUACCUCACAGAUAACACUAGCUUUGAGGUCAGUUCACCAACUCAAACAUCUGACCGCAGUACUGGUGUUGAUCAACUGAAUCGCUUUGGAGCCUUCAUGGACUCAGAUGCUUUAGAGACAGAAAGACAAAGGAUUAUGCGCAUGAUAAUGGAAACAACUCCUGAACUUUAUGGCACUGGUGGACUUCUUACCUCUUCUACACUUUCAGAACCAUGUUUCGAUGAGCUGUCACAGGGUGAUUUACCGGAUGAUGAUGGGCAUGAUAUGAAAAGUCAUGAUGGAUCUUGUACAGCUUCUCAACCUCAGUGUGGUGAGACACUAGGCAGUGACUUUGCUGAAUCUGUUGAACUGGAAGUUGAUGGUGAUCUAACCGAUUAUGCUGGUGUACGCAGAGAAGUACAAAAUUUGAUAAAAGAGAAUCAAGAAUUAAUUCAAACAAAAAAUGCUCUUAAAAUUGUUACAAAUGAUCUUAUUGGAAAAAUUGAUGAACUUUCAUGUCAAAAUUUUCAAUUCUCCUCUGAGCUGAACGCUUUGAUUACCAAUCGAGCUAGUAUGCUGUUGCGUAUUAAAGAUUUAGAACAAGAAAAUGGUCAAUUACGUCGAGAAUUUGAAAAUCCUGACCUGUAUGGAAGUUUACCUGGUGAUGAAACAAACGAUUGUGAAGAUCUUCCACUAUCUAUGCGUGUACGUUUCUCACGUGUAGAAAUGGCACGUGUCCUGCUCGAAAGGAAUCAAUAUAAAGAACAACUUUUAGAACUGCAAGAAGCUGUUCAUUUGGCGCAUAAUUUGAAAGCUGAACAAGUAUCAAGACUACAAAAUGGUGGCAAUAAACGUGGACGUAUUAGAGCCUUUUUUGCCAGGCUGUUCAAUUCACCUGUUCAAACACAACAGAACUCGAGUAAAUUGUAUACACCACCAUUAGCCUUGUCUAUGAUGAAUACUCGUCAGUCAGCAACUACUGCUCAUAAUUUUAAUUCUUCUUCAAGGUUGAGUAUUCCAACUGAUUCUACUACAUCAUCGUUGUUGAGUGAUCGAAGUGAUGGAAAUGUUUCUGUAUCCUUUCAAAAGACAACAAGUGAAAUUUGUCUGAAUCAAGACCUAGAGACUCCUAGAACAUCUGCUAGGAUGACGUAUAACAGUUCCUCGUUGAAUAGUUUUUCUAAUUCAAAUCAGAAUGCAAAUAAAAGCUUGGAUAAUCAUCGCCAGUUGACUGCAUCUUCUGUUGAAUGGUAUUCAUCACCACAUGGAAAUGAAUAUCACCUUGAAAGAAGAAAUCCACAAGUCACGUGUAUCUACCCUUUGGAUAAUUAUCCGGAUAGUAUAGAGUUACGAUGUGCAGCAGUUGCCUAUCCUUACCAAAGUGUAUCAUCUAUGCCUGCUACAUCACUGCUGACUACUUCUUCACCGUCAAUGGAGGAUAAUAUACAUAAUACAGUGGGUUAUUCUACUAGAAAUAGUGUAAAAUCCAUUGAUGAUAAUGUUGGCAAUACAAAUGGAAAUGACGCCUGCACUGAUGUGUCUAGAUGUAUUGAUGGAGAAUACAAAGAAGAUCAUCAUCAAGUGCAACAAUUGAAUAAUAAUGGACUUUCAUGUAAAUCUCUGAAUAAUUAUUCUAUGGAUAAUUUAUGCUCCGGUAACUCCUUAGAGAAGUAUCCAUCAAUGAUUGUUGAUGAUGAUGACUUCCCAGAUAUUCGAUCAAAUAUGAUCUGGUUGUGUUCUUUAUCUAUGAAACAAGAUCUAGCAACAUUCAAACCAGUAGCAAGCAAUAAUCCAUCUAGUUCAUCAUCUUCAAUCAUGCAUACUUCUUCAGAGUAUUCUGCAAGAAUUAAAAGUUUAAUUACUAUUGUACGCAUGGAUAAUAAUUCUGCAUGUCAGAUAGUUGAUUCAUUUGCUAUUUGUAGUUCAACAGUACUGUGUAUUUGUGCUGUACCAGGUGCAUCUGGUGAAGAUUUCAGUUCUCUUAAAGCUACACAAAGUUACUGGGAAAUGUUGCCUAUGGAUAUGUUUGACGAUGCAUCAGAAACUGCCCAACCUUCAAUUACCGAUUUAAAUCAAGGAAAUACAUCCUGCCCAACAAAUGAAUCCAGUAUUAUUACAGAAUUUAAGUACCUUGAUUGCGACUCCAAUAAUAAUAAUAACAAUCAUAAUGAAAGCACACCUCAAAGAACUGAUAAACUUGUUGAAAGUAACAAGCAUCAUAAAACAUCAACACCAAUGCCAACAGUAACCAAGGCAUCAUCAUCAUCAACUAAUUCACAUCUGUCAAGCAUAAAACAGGCUCUGGAUCAUUUGUCAUCAACACGCCGAUUAGUGAAUGCCCUUGGUAUCGUUGGUUCAGUGAAUGAUGUAGAUGAAGUGACUAUGUCGUAUGUGGCGACUAGACGGCGUUUUAUUGUACGUCAUUUAGACUGUGAUACUGAUAUGAAUGUAACAACGGCAAGUAAAGACAUGCUUAGUCACCGAUCCUCCACAACUAUCAGUGAAGAUAUUGACAUUGAUAAUGAUGAUAUUGAGGAUAAUAUUGAUUCUCAGUGUGCUUGCUCAUCGUCUACUCAACCUCAUCGUCAACAUCAUCAUCACUGCAGCGAAUAUUAUUCUAAUUCUUCAGAGUUAUCGAAUCAACCAACUAUGUGGUUAGGUUGUCAAAAUGGUGAUUUAUACGUUCAUUCCUGCGUAUCUGAUUGGCGUAAAUGUUUGCAUGCAAUCCGCUUGCCUGAUUCAGUAACACAGAUAUGUCAUUUUGCUGGACGUGUAUUUGUCAGUCUGGCCAAUGGUCAAAUAGUCGUGUUUAGACGACAACUUUUCAGUCAAGUGAAUCAAGUCAAGAGUAAUCUAUGUCCAAGUCAUUCAACAUCUAUUCAAUCAUUGAAGACUGUAGCAGCAGCAGCAGUAACCACAACAGCAACUGUUACUAAUAAUAAUAACAAUAAUGAUGUGGUUAUGGGUUCAUGGGAUUUUACUGAAGCCUGUGUUAUCACAUGUGGUCGACCUCAAUGUUCCGUUAAGUGUACAAUAACUAUACCACCGACAAAUUCUGUUUGGGCUGCUUAUCGUAAUCGUAUAUUAGUGAUUAAUGCAUUUACACUACAAUUAGUUGAUUGUUUCAAAGUUCAUGCAAUACAAGAUUCACAAGUACAAACAAUGACAUGGUAUAAAGAUGGUGUUUGGAUGUCAAUACGACGUGAAUCAAUUCUCCGGCUAUAUCAUGUUAUUAGUCAUGAAUUAAUACAAACUGUUGACUUAAAUCAAACAAUUCUAAGUUUAGUAUUAUCCAACUCCAAUAAACCAGAAUACAGUGACAUUUCUUCUAAGGUCAAAUCACCUUCCUUUGCUGUCAGUACACUUAAAGCAAUGAAUGAUCGCUUAUGGAUUGGUACUAGUGUUGGAUUAAUUGUCACAAUUCAUUUCCAAGAUGGUCUGUUCAACAGGACAUUCCAGCGAUCAUCAUCAGGACGUCAGAAGGAUUCAAUCCAUUUGUCAAAACGUAUUUGUAAAGCUAUUCUGGAUUGUUCAUCAGUACAGAUAAGUGUACAUCAGCAUACAACACCGGUAAGAUUUUUCGUUUCACCAACCGUGGUACAACAACACAGUGAAGAUAGCGCAAAUAUACAAUCCAAUUGUAAAUCCCUUACGCCGUAUGAAAAAUCAUCCGCUUCUCAGAAAUCAUCUGACCCGCUUACAUCUAAUAAGCAUAAAAAGAGAAUGGAAAAAUCAAGCGUGUUUAUCGUUUCCGGUGCUGAAGGCCAUGUGAUUAGUAAUCAAAAAGAUGAUUCAAAAAACAAAUCGAAUAAAGGAUCCACUACUGAUCAUAAUAGUUUAGAUCAAAGCCAUUUAAUUUUAUGGAAAUUGUAA